Arvicanthis niloticus (Nile rat) is the source of this 960-nucleotide messenger RNA. The record is from RefSeq and is a predicted model, not a curated record. NCBI's taxonomy places the organism in Eukaryota, Metazoa, Chordata, Mammalia, Rodentia, Muridae.
AUAACAAUGCCCACUUUUCAUAAUGAAUGUUCAGUACCCAGCUCUUUGUGGCUCACCGGCAUCCCAGGACUGGAGUCCCUGCACAUGUGGCUCUCCAUCCCCUUUGGCUCCAUGUACCUGGUGGCUGUGGUGGGGAACCUCACCAUCCUCGCUGUGGUAAGGGUGGAGCGCAGCCUGCACCAGCCCAUGUACUUCUUUCUGUGCAUGCUGGCUGUCAUCGACCUGGUUCUGUCUACUUCUACUAUGCCCAAACUUCUGGCGAUUUUCUGGUUCGGGGCUGGCAACAUUGGCCUGGAUGCCUGCUUGUGUCAAAUGUUUCUUAUCCAUUGCUUUGCUACUGUUGAGUCGGGCAUCUUCCUUGCCAUGGCUUUUGACCGCUAUAUAGCCAUCUGCAAUCCAUUGCGUCAUAGCAUGGUACUCACCCAGGCAGUGGUGGGUCGUUUGGGGCUGGCUGCCUUCCUCCGAGGAGUUCUUUAUAUUGGACCCCUACCACUUAUGAUUCGCCUGCGGUUGCCUCUUUAUAAAACCCGAGUUAUCUCCCACUCCUAUUGUGAGCACAUGGCCGUGGUUGCCUUGACCUGUGGUGACAGCAGAGUUAACAAUGUCUAUGGGUUGAGCAUUGGCUUUCUGGUGUUGAUCCUGGAUUCAGUGGCCAUUGCUGCCUCCUACGUGAUGAUUUUCAGGGCUGUGAUGGGGCUGGCCACUCCUGAGGCUAGGCUUAAAACUCUGGGGACAUGUGGGUCUCAUAUCUGUGCCAUCCUGAUUUUCUAUGUUCCUAUUGCUGUUUCUUCUCUCAUUCAUCGGUUUGGUCACCAGGUGCCUCCUCCAAUCCACACUCUGCUGGCCAACUUCUAUCUCCUCAUUCCCCCCAUCCUCAAUCCCAUUGUCUAUGCUGUUCGCACCAAGCAGAUCCGGGACAGGCUUCUUCAGAUCCUAAAGACAAGAACCAAGAUCAGAUGA